ACAACAAUAAAAUAUAACAAACAACGACUUACCAAGAAUCGGUAUACACAUUAAUACACUAUAGGUAUAGCCCGGUCCAUCUAUUGUAAACUAUAUCCUGAUAUUCCAAAUGACGUCUUAUACAGUUACUAUAUUAUGUCCAGUGACAAUAAUAUCGGGUCGGGUCUAUCGAUAUCUUUAGGGUCCGAGACUCCGAGAACCACUGUGCCCAUCAAUAUACCAAACAAAAAAUUCUUCAAAACCAGUUUUUUUCCUAUAUCCCGUCACAUUGUUAGUAAGAUAUACUUUUUACAUUUUAUGUACCCACGUGUUAUUUUAUUACGGUAGGUAGUAUCCAUUAGUCACAGUUUGGUGAGCAAAAUUAUUUUACACUGCAUUUAUACUGUAUUCCAAAUUCCCGUUAGGGUUGUUAUAUUUAAAACACAAUGUUCUUAACAACUUGUUUUAAACGUUUUGUUCGUUGUUUAAAACGAAUAAAACAUAUGUUUAAAACAGUGUAAAAUCCAAGUGAAUAUUGUGUUGUUUUUUUUUUUGGUUAGUUAUAAACAAUAAAUAAUAAAAGAUAUCUCUUUUUUUUUUUAUUUAGAAAAAUAUAUUUACAAUCUAUUUUACAAUAAUCAGUAAGUAUGAUGACAAAGUUUAUAUAACAUUAUAAAAUUUUCGAAUAGGAAGACCCUCAGUAGUGUCACCUGACCAGAGAUUACAUUAAGUUAUUGUUUAAUUUAUUGAUAUCUCUUUAAGAAAAAAAGUUAAAGUAUUAAAUAAUUAUAUUUAUUACCAACCUUCAAUUUAAUUUUUUUUAUUAUUGAAUAAAUUACCAAAUUUAAAAUGUUUUUACCUAAUAGUUAAUAUAUACAUAAUAUAAUGUCUACAUAAAACAUGAGUUCAGAAAAUAUUUCAAAUACAUUUCAAAUACUUUUAAGAUUGAAAAUAAAUAAACAGUGAAACAUAUUAUACUAGUACACCGGUACACGGCAUAUUGGCAUAUCAGUAAAUUGCAUAUUAAAUUAAAAUUAAGUUAUUUUAAAUUGUUUAAAACUAAAAAAAUAUAUUUUUAACAUCGCUUUAAACGGAAAAAAAAAUUACAAAAAUUACAAAAACACACCAAUGCACCAUUCCGAUGCAUUCAAUAGUCACAUCAAAUACAUUGAGCAAAAGUCCUAUUCAAAUCCUGAGUUUUAUUUCAGUACCUAGGUAUAGACUAUAGACUAUACAUAGACUAUACGUAUUACUGUAUUAGUUAUACUUAAUUAGUAACUCAGAAUUUCACAUAUAGUCAUAUAGGUAUAAUAGUUACCUAUAUUUUAAUAGGUGACGCCAAUUCAUACCAUUUCAUACCUUUCGAAACCGUACAUAUAUAAUAUAACCCAAGGAGCUCUUGAAAGUCUCGAUAAAUAAGAUCAACAUGAAUAGUCAUUAUAAUAUUCAGAAAUACAAAUUAUAAAUUACAGUCAGAUAUCAUUAUAUUUUAUUUCAUUUAUAGGUUCUAGCACUUAUAGGAAGAUAUUGAAUCGUUGAAUAGGGGUCGUGCCCAUCUUUUGCUACGCCACUCCUUGAAUCCGGGUCUGCCAUGAAAUUAAUUUUAAGAGCAUUUAUAUCAUAUUGAGGAGCACAUUUUAUCAGCCGUAUACCCUCCGAACAUUAGUCUAUGCAUGCCUAUGGUUAAUUUCAAAGAUAUAUACUUAGCGUCUCAAUAUUGACAUAAAUUAGUAAUUUCCUACAGUAGUAAAGUUGGUAUUUUUAUUCUAUACGACUAUACCUAUGUCAACAAAUUUCUUUUACUGAUUAAUCCCUAAUUUAUAUAAUUACUAAUUAGGUACCAAAUACAACAGCCACCAUAAUAUAGAAAUAAGUUAAAAAUAUUAGACCAGUACGUCGUUGAAUGUUGUGAGUUGGUAAAUAUUAUAGGUAUUAGUAAUAACAUGGACCUAUAAAGAAAUUUAUUGAUAAUAAAUAGGGAGGUCAAUGGGGCCCAACAUUGUUAGAAAAAUAUAGCGUAAAACUUAAGACCUUAUACUUUAUUAGCUUAUUUCUAUAUUAACAGCGUCAGACAAAAAGAUGUUCAACAAUAAAAAUAACGACAUUUUUCGGAAAAGAUAGCAUACACUUUAGGUCACAGCUAGGUAUUAAAUAUAAUCUAGUUUCCAGUGCUGCGUUCAAAAUAAAAACUAAAAAGGUAUAAUAUAUACUAAUUGCGUCACAGGUGACGCACGUAUUGCGCGUCCCCCAUACUCAGCUAUAGGUUUCGAAUGGCCAACAUUGUUAGAAAGGGCCUUAUUACUCCGUUAGGUUAGGUCUAUUAUUGUCUAUGAGUCAUAAAGAAUGAUAAUAUGUCGGCAAUGAAUUCAUUGGAGCCCGUAGCGAACAGCUUUGACGCAAAACAAUUUGGUAUCCCCCUCCACAGAAAUAUUAUCAAAUGUCCACCAUUGGAUGGGUCUGGAUUAAAAUUGUACUUAUGACCUCCACUAAUGUUUUAUUAUUUACAGAAGUUGUUAGUUUGUAAAUAAUACUAUAUAUUAUAUCCAGUUACUUAUCUGUACACAAAUAUGCAGACUGAAGGUGAUUAAAUAACAAUUAACCUAUACAUUUGUUUUUAGGCCUAAGUGAUUUCGAAGUUUGAACCGUCUUUUAUCAAAUAUUAAUGGGUAACUGUCGUGUACAUUCGUUGUAUCAACAUUCGUUGUAUGUUUACAGUAGGUACAGUAUAGGACUGUAGUAGGUACGAGUGUGUGACAUCUAACAACGUCAGUACGGCAUUAUGGCUUCCAAAUUUAGUUUUACUUCACCUGAAGUUGAAAAACUCGUGCAUUUUGUACAGGGUAAUCCGGUUUUGUACUACACAUUAGAUGCCAAUUACAAAAAUAUAUCUUUGAGAGAUAGUAUCUGGAAAGAAAUAUCACCUGAGAUUGAAGAAUCUGUUGACAGUAUAAAACAAAUAUGGGAAAAUAUUAGAGAUUCAUAUUCAAAAAUAAUUACAAGAAAACCAAAAACAGGAUCAGCUCUCAAAAUAAAACAUAAUUGGACAUUAAGGCAUCGUCUACAUUUUUUAUACCAGGACAUCGUACGUGAUCAAUGUUUGACUUCCAAUACGGCCAUAACUGAAAUGCAUGAUCAUUAUAUAUUUAACAAAGAAGAAGGACUCGACGAUAUGUCCAAUAAAACAGAAGACAGGCCAACUGAAACAUUUAUUAAAAAUCGUUGUAUCUCUACGUUGAACCAGAUUGAAAAAAAUGUACUGAGAAAUUUGAACAAACUAAGUACACAAAAUCAACAAAUACAAACAGAAAAUGAACAAUUUUCGACGGAGGAAGUAAACCAAUUGGAUGAUAUGGAUAUGUUUUUUCAAAGUUUAUCAUUAAAAGCUAAACAAUUUCCAACCAAUGGAAGAAUUGAAAUAAAAAUGAAAAUAAGUACAUUAAUGAAUGAAUUGCAAGAAAAGUAUUUAGUUCACACACCACCCCUCCGUCCACAGCUGAUGCAACCCAUCUACCUUAACCUUUUUACAAAUGCUCAAAUGCCAUCAGAACAAAAUGAAUUCUCGUCUUCGUCAUCGAUUCAAUCAUGUAUAUCAACAUUGCCAAGCUUACAUUCAAAUUCAGAAUUUUCUAACUCUGAGUCCAGUGAUGAUUCAAAUUCAUCCGUUUAAUAAAAAGUAUUCUUCCAAAAUAAAAAAAUAUUCCAGUUUAUACUAAUAUUUGACAACAAAAACACAUAAAAUUAGGUACUCAGAAAACUUAUCAUAAUCAGCAUAAUCGUAAUUAAUAUAAUUAAAUCAUAAGCAUACACUUCAUGGGAAGCAAACUCAUUGCACUCGAACAGAUAUAUGGUUUACUGGAUCAUAUGUCUAAACUAGAAUAUGAUUCAUUCCUCUUCGUAGUUCUUAUAAAGUUUAGACUCUAAACUAACUAAUCACAAUAUAAUCAUAAUAGUGACUAAGACUUAUGAUUGGAAACUUUUCGUUGUAGUCCGAUCUCUAUGCUUAUAUACCUUUUAAUAUUUUCUACACACCACUUCUCAAUGAUACGGAUCCAAAGCCAUAUAGGAAUCCAAGUCAGCGUCAUAGCCAGUAGAUAUUCAUGAAAAUAAAGCUAUUUACUCACCAGACUCCUCUUUAAAUUCAUAUUUCACUCACUCCAAGACUAAAGAAAAAAACACAAAAUACUUCAACACAUAUUUAAUUAUUUACAACAACAGUGGUCAAACCAACAAACAAAUUUCGAAGAAAUUAAAAACCUAAUACAAUACAACCUACAGACAUUCCCUACUUUUAUCUUAUCAAUCUGUCGGGAAGUUAUAAUUAAUAGUUGGUUUUCGAAUCGGAAACAAAUUAUGGUUGACGCACAAACAUGUUAUGCAAAAUACGGAACCAGAUAAGUGUCAAACUAACGGAGAAGCUUUGACCGUCAAACGCUUAUUAUAGUCCGCAACCACUUUCAAAUAUGCAUAAUGACAACAAAAUAAAGCUAAAAAUACAAUUCAUAUGAAUAACUAGGACCCGAUGAACACAAUAUUUUCCACGUUUUUAAACUCUUAAAAUUGUACUGGAUUAAGGUGUACAAUUUUAAGUACAAUUAAUCUGUAAUAUUUAUCUGUGAUUUAAUUGUAAUUCAACAUAUCUAAAUAAAUAAUUUAACAUUAGCAAUAAAACAGUUAAAUCUGUAUUAUUUAAUAUUAAUGCCUAUUAGGUACUAAAAAUAUAUUAUUUAUUACUUAAUUUAUUUUAUUUAAUAAAUAGUUAUAUUUUAAAUAUAUAUCUUCAUUAUAUUUUUAUAGUAUAAGUAUUUAAUAUUUAUUAAAGGGACUACUGCAGUCAUUAAAAU
Metopolophium dirhodum (rose-grain aphid) is the source of this 4820-nucleotide messenger RNA. RefSeq lists its product as uncharacterized. Gene Ontology annotation, biological process: regulation of transcription by RNA polymerase II. The record is from RefSeq and is a predicted model, not a curated record. Gene Ontology annotation, cellular component: transcription regulator complex; nucleus. The transcript has 3 exons. NCBI's taxonomy places the organism in Eukaryota, Metazoa, Arthropoda, Insecta, Hemiptera, Aphididae. Gene Ontology annotation, molecular function: DNA binding. The coding region runs from base 2759 to 3646 and encodes 295 amino acids.